Messenger RNA from Mycena citricolor, 2057 nucleotides. NCBI's taxonomy places the organism in Eukaryota, Fungi, Basidiomycota, Agaricomycetes, Agaricales, Mycenaceae. The record is from the annotation of a GenBank genome assembly.
AAAUACCAGCCGUGGGGUUCGACCGACCGACGAACCCGUGUUCAUCUGUUGGAUGGAUAGAUUCCAAGUACCCUCGGGCUGGAGCAGUCAGCGCCGAGGGGUCCUCCUGUCCUGAUGAUUGCCACGUGGGAGCAUGUGUGUAUGCGAGGGCUUGUCACAUCAGCGGUCACGUUUCAUCAUCCGUGGAUUCCCAUUUCCUUCACGACACCCAUUGCGCGAGGGAAUGAAAGGCUGCUCGAGCACUCGACAACGCGCGAAGACUCGAAAAAACACGCGUGCACUCCCCCCCCAAGCGUCGAUCGAUAUCCAUCCGUUUUUCAUCCACCGCCCUGGAGUUGUCUUUCUGUUUUUUUUUCGAAGCAGGGAGCUAUGUAAAUUAACGCGGGUGGAGACGGCGGCCCCUCUCCCGAAGUUCAAGCGCUCCUCUCUCUCUCUCUCCUACGUGCGGUGGGCAGCAGAAGAAGCCCCUGAAGUGCCCAUCGCUGAUAAGGAGGCCCGGGACCGCUUUGAACCGUCGCACUCCGUCCAUUUCGUUUCGUCGCUCAGACCAACGACCUCCACGCACUGAAACUCCGGCAGCGCACCCUCGCGUGCCACACGGACAUAGUGUAAGAACGCGAAGGGAUGAAUGAACGACACAGCGGAGAAGCCCCCGACAAGUGUCUGGCAGGGUUAUCAUCAAUCCACUCCACGCUGAAAUGAAUGCCUGUCAGGUUUGUUUUUCUUUUUACCCUGUGAUCGGGAGGGGCGGGAGUUGUCGUCGUCGUAGGUUUAUGGAUAAAGCCUGGGCCGAGCCAAGGUUGUGCCGUCGCCACUGAGCCCUUCUGUCUGUCUUUACUACUAACUCGAGCCCCGCGCGAUGUCCGUCGGCAACACUGUCGGCUCGAUGCUCCUCGGUGCGCUCGUCGCGGCCAUGCUGAGCGGCGUCGUGCACCUGCUGACCUUCUUCUACUUCCGCACGUACGCAGCGGACCCGCUGCACUUCAAGCUCCUCGUGAGUCGCGUCUAUCCUGUGCAUCCGAAAUCCUCACUCGGCUGGACGACCAGGUCGCCGGUGUCUGGUGCGCGAUUCCCACUCCCCCCUCGUAAAACCCGGAUGAUGACGAUGGGCGCGCCGCGCAGGCUGAUGGACACGCUGCACUCGGCGUUCAUUCUCGAGGGCAUCUGGAACUACGUCAUCCCGCAGAUCGGCAGCCCUGCCAUCCAUCUCGACCGCAUCCCCGGUGGCGUCCCGAUAUCGGUGCUGCUGACGGCGAUCGUGACGUUCCUCGUGCACGGGUUCUUCGCGCACCGCAUCUUCCUGCUGAGCAAGCGCAGCUGGGCCAUGGCCGCGCCCGUCGUGGCGCUCGCGGUGCUCCGGCUCGCCGCGGCGGCGGUGUCCACGUGGGAGAUGUUCCAUUACCAGAGUUUCGCGGGUUUCAAGGAUCACGCGGACUGGAUCUUCACGCUUGGCCUUUCCGUAUCGUCGGUCGUCGACGUCUACAUCACCGCGUGCCUCUUCUACCUCUUCCGCUCCAGCCGCUCCGCGACCUCGCCAUUCAACCAAGUCAUCGACCAGCUGAUUCUCUACGCGUUUGAGGCGGGCAGUCUCACAGCGGUGGGCACGAUCGUCACCAUGAUCUGCUGGGUGGCCAUGUCCCGGAACCUCGUCUUCCUCGGGAUCCACUUCGUCAUCGGAAAACUAUACGCGAGCUCUUUCCUCAUCACCCUGAGCACGCGCGAAACCAUCCGCCGGACGCGCGCCAACACCUCGUCCGGCGACAGAGAGCGCGGCGGGCAGGUGCUCUUUCUCGAGACGCGCUCGGGCCCCGGCGGGCCCGCCAAGUCCACGCCGACGACGGCGACGAUUCCCUACUUUACGCGCUCUGCGCACGCCCAUCCGUCCGCGGAUCUGCGGAUAAACGUGCAGACGAGUGUGCAGUUCGACGGGGACGGGGCGUCCUCCAUCGAUGCCAAAUAGAUACAAGCCUGUAUUCGUAUCCGUAUAUAUACCACACCACACCACACACGGAGGGCCGGUGGCUAGUGAGUCCAAUUCGGGUUACAGGAGAUUGCGA